CAUGCGCACUCCAGCAUGUGUUCAUUGCAGGCUUUGUAUACACAUACUGAGCCUUUUAACAAUGGAUGAAACAAAGUGCACAGCGCAGUGAUUCAAACUUCGAAAAGAAACGUUUGCGUAAGGCUUGUAAAAACAGAAGAUUCAUCCUCCCGUCAUUACUGCGCGCGUGAAUGUGUUUCCUCUGAUUUCAAAGGCCACCCGACACCUUCUAUUCAAUGGAGCUUGAAGGCGAGUGGUGGAAAGGACAGCUGGCUGCAGAUAUAUACCACGCUCUUCGCUAUAAAGUACGCUCUAUCUCCGGCGACUUUUUUCGCUCUUCGUCUUCUGAGCUGAAGCUGCCAUCUUAUAAAGGUCAGUCCCCUCAACUCAGCCUGAGACGCUAUUUUGCGGACCUAAUAGCCAUUGUGAGCAAUCGCUUCCGGCUGUGUCCCGCUGCUCGUCACCUUGCGGUCUACUUGCUGGACCUGUUCAUGGAUCGCUAUGACAUUUCCGUGCAGCAGCUGCAUGUGGUCGCGCUUUCCUGUUUACUUUUGGCAAGCAAGUUUGAAGAAAGGGAAGAUCAUGUGCCAAAGCUUGAACAGCUGAACAGUCUGGGGUGCAUGACCAACAUGAACCUUGUGCUAACGAAACAAAGCCUGAUGCAUAUGGAGCUCAUGUUGCUGGAUACUUUUCAGUGGAACCUGUACUUGCCCACUGCCGCCCACUUUAUUGAUUACUACUUGUCGAUUGCUGUUCACGAGACCGAUCUGCAUGAUGGCUGGCCCAUGGUUUGUCUGGAGAAAACAAGAAUAUAUAUGGCAAAAUAUGCGGAUUAUUUCUUGGAGGUUUCACUCCAAGAUCACGUCUUCUUAAAUUAUGCCCCUUCGCUGGUGGCUGCUGCUUGUGUAGCGUCUUCCAGAAUAAUUCUGCGACUGUCGCCUACAUGGCCCAUUCGUCUGCAUCGGCUGACUGCCUACUCUUGGGACCUCCUUGUCUCGUGUGUAGAGCGUCUCUUAAUAGCCCAUGAUAAUGAUGUCAAAGAAGCCAACAAACAAAAGUGUCAGCAGCCCAACCCACAGACUGGGCAUACGGUAUACCCGCCACAGAGCCAAGGAAAUGCAGCGCCGCCUCAGAUACAGCAGCAUCUGCCUCAAUACCUGCACCGGCAACAGCUUCAGUACCCGCAGCAGAAUUGUGCGCAGAUUAUUUCCACGGGACACAUGCCUUCUUAUGCCAUCCAGUCCCACCCUACCAGUUUACAAGCCAGCAUUCAGCCACAUGGACAUAUACAAGCAGUGACUGGCAUGACCUUGCCAGCUCCCCUGGAUGUGAAGGUCAACUUGCCCUACAACAAGUGCUAUCAGGUUAAUGGACACUAUACCUGCACAGCACCUUGUUUUGAUAGGUGAUUAACACCUCCUAGGGAGGGUUUUUUUUUAUGUGGGCUGGAUGGAGGACUGUUUCUGAAAUGACUUGCUAUAUGAGCCAAAAAAUGUGUUGCAGAAGAAAAAUACUGUUUUUAAUUUUAAGAAGGCAAGUUGAGCACUGUAUUAUGUAGGAUAAGAUGUAAUCUUGAACUAUGUGCAAUAUAAUUACUUUGGUGUACAGUCUUUUCUCUUUUCCUAACCUGAGCCCUCUUUUAAAAACUAGACAUUUUAAAAGUAUUAAGCAGGCCUCAACAUCACAGUUCAUAUUGAGGACUGUAAUAAAAGGUUCGACUUUGAGACAUAAAGUUAGCCAGAUUAAACCUUCUUUGUUAGCCAGUCUAACCCUUCUUUCUUGAGAAUACUGCUGUAUCACAGUAACAAAUGAUCUGAAUAUCAAAGCUACCUCUGUUGAAAUGAAUGUAAAUAUUUUCUAUAAUACAGUUCUUUCUGCAUUUCAUUUGGUAUACCUUUUUGUUUUUGAAGGACCAGCUAAUACACUGUAAAGGAGUUUUUGUCCUACUUUAAUUUGGAGGAUAUGUUUUGUACGAUGCCCUUCCUGAAUUACUUUCUAGCUUCUUUGGCAGAACAUUGUAAAGUCAUCCUUCCAGUGUACUACCUCUGAAAGUAAAAACAGUUAUCAGUACAUUUAUGUAGAUUUUUGAAGUAGAAGAAUUGUGAAAGGGUUUUGUGCUACAAGUCUUUAUACUAAAAAGUAAAGUAAUUUCAGGUUUACAUCAUGUUCCUCAAAGUGUAAAACCUCCAUGAGUGCUGUGCACUUAGAAAAGUUUUUUUUAAAUAAAAAAACAACUUUGUCA
Lepisosteus oculatus (spotted gar) is the source of this 2221-nucleotide messenger RNA. Lineage: Eukaryota; Metazoa; Chordata; Actinopteri; Semionotiformes; Lepisosteidae. The record is from RefSeq and is a predicted model, not a curated record.